Messenger RNA from Saprolegnia parasitica CBS 223.65, 943 nucleotides. RefSeq lists its product as hypothetical. The coding region runs from base 62 to 919 and encodes 285 amino acids. The record is from RefSeq and is a predicted model, not a curated record. The transcript has 3 exons. Lineage: Eukaryota; Oomycota; Saprolegniomycetes; Saprolegniales; Saprolegniaceae.
CUCGCGAUCCGUUCCAGAAGCACGGCCAGUUUCAAAGCGUCUUGCACAUCAUCACCGACCCAUGACCGCGCCGUUGCUGCUACUGGUCGCUCUUGGCAGCCUGCUUCUGCCGGCGUCAACGCGGGCGACGACGGCGGCCUGCGACGUGUGCCAGUACAAGUCGUACGCGUGCGGCAGUGCGUUGGCCGAUCGCAGCGUCUGUACCGCAGACGGCCGCGUGCAAAUGGACGACGUCUUCUGCGACGCCGACUGUAUAUGCGCCGAUGGCUUUGUCUGCGCCAACCUCCGCCUCGGCCACCACGUCCUCGCCGCUGGCCACGCUCGGCCCCGCUGCGUCUCCGCGGAUGGUCUACGCGUCCGGUUUGAGAGCUGCCGCCACGUGAGCCCGACGGCUCCGCCUGUCGGCGCCUACAACCUCAGCGCAUGGCUUCGCUUCCACGAUGCUGCGUGCACCACCCAGGACUGUCGCGCGACGCGGGCCGUCGAGCGGCUCCACCAGAGCGGCCGCGUCAUCGUUCUCUGGACCGAAGCGCCGUCAACCUAUCACUUUAUCACGGAGGGCACGCUCACGAAUCUCUCCAGCGGCAUCUUCCACAGCGUCGCGCAAUGGGACGAGGUGCGCGACCGGCUCAUUGGCGUGCAGUCGCAUGGCAUCGACAAGUGCUACACACUGCAGACGCGCAACACCAACAACGCCAAGUGCAAGGGCUACAUCCUCUCGGCCGAGCACGCCACCGACACUGCGCUGUGGACGACGGAUUUGCCGCCGUCGAUCUGGGCGGCGGUCGUCGCCAGCGUUCUCGCUGCGUUCGGCAGUGUCGUCGCUGUCGUCUACGUGGGCUGCCACGCGUCGCGGGCCGUGUACGCACCGCGUUCGCGCCCGAUGGCACCGACCGCCGAGCCAACGCACCGCGAGUAGGGAUUAAGUCGACUCGAUUAUGAU